AUGUUAAUAAAUAAGAGAUUUACUUUUAUUUUUUAUAAGUCUUUGCAAAGUGCAAAAAAACUCAUAUUCUUAUAUCGGUUCUAUAGUAUAUCGAAAUUUGGGAUUGCGUUGAUUUUGGGUUUUAACAUAACUUGUGAAUCAGAUUAAAUUAUGAAUUGGCUAGCAAUUUUAGAACUGCAUUCGAUUUUAGCAUAUUUCUAUUACACCAAAUUAUAUCAAUCCUUGAACAACAUAGUAAUGUAAAUAAGCAUUCUAGGAAAUUGUAUUUGAAAUAGCAGAUAGUUUAAACCAUGCAAUAUAAUUUGAAGAGGGACACUUUCAACCUUAACCCUAGGAGAAUCAACCUUUUGAAUUUGUGGUGACUACUAAUCAAGACCCGAAUAUCUUUAUGAGUUUUGAAGAAACAGAAAGGAGAUAACUCAUCCUUACCGAAUAAAUCAAAUCUGAAGUUGCUUAAAGGAAUAGAACCAUCCGAUGUGUGCAUUAUUUUAAUGCAUUAUUGAAUCAAGCACUGAUUUUUUGGGCAUUUUACAUAUAAAUGAUUAUGGAGCCUCUAGAUGCUUGCUACUACAAUUUGGCCACUUUUCAAAAGAUGUUUUUAAUAAUAUCAUUGUAUUAAUAUUGGGAAGGGUACAUCUUAUGUUUAAUACUAUUGAUAUCACUACCAUUCAUUCUAUUGAUGAUAUUAUGGAACAAGUUGAAGUAACAAAAAUAGAAUUAUGAGAAUCAGCAAAUAUUGAACGAACUCAUAAAAAAAUAAAAAGUGAUCUAUCAGAAUGAUAAUAUAUAAGGGGAUCAAGAAUGCGGAAUUUGCUUACAAGUAUAUAGUAGAAAUGAAGAAUUGUUAAUCCUUCCUUGUAAUUAGUAACAUCAUUUCCAUAUGCAUUGUAUAAAGGCUUGGCUAAUUUUAAACUUUAGUUGCCCAAAGUGUAGAUCAAAGAUAAAUGAAAUUAGAAAUGCCUAAGAAACAAGUAUUUUAUGAUAUUUUUAUUUAUGUUAU
This is a messenger RNA of Paramecium octaurelia, 1000 nucleotides long. NCBI's taxonomy places the organism in Eukaryota, Ciliophora, Oligohymenophorea, Peniculida, Parameciidae. The record is from the annotation of a GenBank genome assembly.